GCGGGGCCGCGAAGGCCGGGGAGGGGCGGCGCGGCGGCGAGCUCGCGCCUGUGUCGCUCGAGAGCGAGCACGUACCCCCGGGGGCGCGCGCGGCUGGCGGCUCCUCAGCGCGGAGCAGGGGGACGCAGCGAGGUCGCUGCUGUUCACUACCUUUAAGACAUUGUGCAAGUAGCAGUCUUUCAGAGCUUCCUUUCUUCUUUGAAAAAGCAGCAUGCCUGAAGGUUGUGAGGAUUCAAAGAGAUAAUCCACAUACAGUGAGUGGUACCGCCGUACCUGGCAUAUGAGAAAAGGAGUCAUCAAGCUUUGGUGUAUGUGUUGGCCAGUUCUGACAUCUCCUUGAAGGAGUGCUGCAUUGAGGAAGAUCAAAACAAGAUUGUUUGCAAAUUUUAGGGAAUGGACCGUUUGGGUUCCUUUAGCAAUGAUCCCUCUGAUAAGCCACCUUGCCGCGGCUGCUCCUCCUACCUCAUGGAGCCUUAUAUCAAGUGUGCUGAAUGUGGGCCACCUCCUUUUUUCCUCUGCUUACAGUGUUUCACUCGAGGAUUUGAGUACAAGAAACAUCAGAGUGAUCAUACUUAUGAGAUCAUGACCUCAGAUUUUCCUGUUCUUGACCCCAGCUGGACUGCUCAGGAAGAAAUGGCCCUUUUAGAAGCUGUGAUGGACUGUGGCUUUGGAAAUUGGCAGGAUGUAGCCAAUCAGAUGUGCACCAAGACCAAGGAAGAGUGUGAGAAGCACUAUAUGAAGCAUUUCAUCAAUAACCCUCUGUUUGCAUCUACCCUGCUGAACCUGAAGCACGCGGAGGAGGCGAAAACUGCUGACACAGCCAUACCAUUUCAGUCUACAGAUGACCCUCCCCGACCUACCUUUGACUCCUUGCUUUCUCGGGACAUGGCAGGAUACAUGCCAGCUCGAGCAGAUUUCAUCGAGGAGUUUGACAAUUACGCAGAAUGGGACUUGAGAGACAUCGAUUUUGUUGAAGAUGACUCGGACAUUUUACAUGCUCUGAAGAUGGCUGUAGUAGAUAUCUAUCAUUCCAGGUUAAAGGAGAGACAAAGGCGAAAAAAAAUUAUAAGAGACCAUGGAUUAAUCAACCUUAGAAAGUUUCAGUUAAUGGAACGGCGGUAUCCCAAGGAAGUCCAAGACCUUUACGAAACAAUGAGGCGAUUUGCAAGGAUAGUGGGGCCAAUGGAGCACGACAAGUUCAUUGAAAGCCACGCACUGGAAUUUGAACUCCGAAGGGAAAUCAAGAGGCUCCAGGAAUACAGGACAGCAGGCAUUACCAAUUUUUGUAGUGCCAGAACCUAUGACCACCUCAAGAAGACGCGGGAGGAGGAGCGCCUUAAACGCACCAUGCUCUCGGAAGUCCUGCAGUACAUCCAGGACAGCAGUGCUUGCCAGCAGUGGCUCCGGCGGCAGGCUGACAUUGAUUCUGGCCUGAGCCCUUCUAUUCCGAUGACUUCAAAUUCAGGUAGACGAAGUGCACCACCCUUGAACCUCACUGGCCUCCCUGGCACAGAGAAGCUGAAUGAAAAAGAAAAGGAGCUCUGUCAGAUGGUGAGGUUGGUCCCAGGAGCCUAUUUAGAAUACAAAUCUGCUCUAUUGAACGAAUGUAACAAGCAAGGAGGCUUGAGACUGGCGCAGGCAAGAGCACUCAUCAAGAUAGAUGUGAACAAAACCCGGAAAAUCUAUGAUUUCCUCAUCCGAGAAGGAUACAUCACUAAAGCCUGAGGCUCUGAGGGCUUCGGAUCAGAAAUCACAAAUUUGGAAUGCGGUAGGCCAAAGGACAGCACAGGCAUUCUGGAGAGUUUCAUUGCUGAGCUGAGUUCUCGUUGUAAAAAGAGGGGAAGGACAAAGGGAACCUUACGUUGUAUUAAUAUCUACUUUUCUUUUCCACCCUGCUUUAAAACACUCCUGUUGUUGGUGUUGUGCUGCAAAGUUAUGUGCUAGAUAAGCUAUUAUUAAAUGUGAGUGGGCCUCUAUUCCCAACACCUCUUGUAACUAAAACAAGAACCAUAGUACCUCACAUCAGAAUGUCAGUAGAAAUAGAACUGAAGCAGUCUGUAGUCCCGGGAGUCCAGAUCUUUGUACUUGGGAAGUUGGUUUUCUGAUUAUCUGUUUUGCCUUCAAACAUUACAGAAAGAUCUAAAAUAAAGAGAAAGGUUAUAGAGCAUGAGAAAGCUUUCUCUUUCCUUCUGAGGAUUUUUUUAAGCUGAUGACUUACGUUUAUGAGCAAAUGGGAGGAAAAAUCUCCCCGUGAUGGUCUUGUCCCAAACUACAUCUUCCCCUUUUAAUGUCUGGCUUUCUACUUGACUGUCUAAUCUGCGGUAGACUCUUGAGGAGGUGGCACCGGAUAUAAAAUGUCUGUUAUUUUUAGAAUUAAUGGAUUAAAAUGUUUUGCU
Molecule: messenger RNA, 2396 nt
Organism: Neomonachus schauinslandi (Hawaiian monk seal)
Lineage: Eukaryota; Metazoa; Chordata; Mammalia; Carnivora; Phocidae
Gene: TADA2A
Product: transcriptional adaptor 2A
Exons: 17
Coding region: 394-1725 (443 amino acids)
Biological process (GO): chromatin remodeling; regulation of transcription by RNA polymerase II
Cellular component (GO): nucleus; SAGA-type complex
Molecular function (GO): transcription coactivator activity; chromatin binding; protein binding
Source: RefSeq, a predicted model, not a curated record